AUGUCCCCCAUGUCCAUUUCCAUGCAUCGUGUAAACCCAGCGCAUCUUUAUGACGUCAUCAUCAGCAGACGGAGUUUCGUGCGUCACGUGUGCUGUUUUCAGACGCCGUCGUGGACACGGAGCCUGCUGGUGCAGCUAAUGAACAUGUCUUUUUUGAAGCCUCUGAUACAACCCAUCGUCCAACUGUUCACGGAGUUUGAACAAAGAAUCGCAGAGCACGAGGAUGAAAUAUCACGUCUAAUGAAGGAAAACUGCCGUCAGAAGAAGCUGCUGGACGCCAUCUACAAACCUGAAGUACGAGUGCACAGAUUAGACCUCCAGCAGCUGUUAGUUCCUCAAGAGGAGGUUUCCUCUUCGAAGCAGGAGUGGAGUCCCAGUCUAGUCCAAGAGGAGCCGGAGCCCCCACACAUUAAAGAGGAAGAGGAGGAACCCAGGAACAGUCAGGGGCGAGAGCAGCUUCGAGGAGUGGAGGAGGAGGCUGAUAUCACCAGGUUUCCAUUCACUCCUGUCCCUGUGAGGAAUGAAAAUGAUGAAGAGGAGGUUCAGUCCUCACAGAGUCAUCAAAUCCAAACUGAGGAGGAAGCCAGCAGCGCAACUGAACAGAUGAAAACAGAAUCUGAUGGAGAGGCCUGUGGACUGUCAGAACCAGCCAAGAACUUAGAUCCAGCUUCUGAUUUACAACCAACUAGUGAUGGGCAGUUCCUCUCCUCACGCUGCUGUGAGACUGACACUGAAAACAGUGAGGACUGGCAUGAUGGUACAGAAGCUCAGUCAGGUUUGGACACAACAGAGAACAAUGAAAUGCUGUUAAAUCAGGGAUCUCCUGAGGAGAAAGCCUUUAGUUGCACAGUUUGUGGUAAAAUGUUUGGUCAGAAGCAUCAUAUGCAAACUCACACGAGGAGUCAUACGGGAGAGAAACCAUUUAGCUGCUCCGUUUGUGGUAGAGGCUUUCCUGUAAGAAGGAAUGUGCAUAGCCACAUGAGGAUCCAUACAGGCGAAGAACCCUUCAUGUGCUUAGUCUGCGGCAAGGCAUUUCCUCAUAGAGGAGAUAUGAAGAAACACAUGAGAAUACAUAGCGGAGAAGAGCCUGUGUUGUGCUCCAUCUGUGGUAAGGGGUUUUCUUACAAAACGGAUGUGAGGACACACAUGAGAAUACAUACAGAAGAGAAACCCUUCGCUUGCUCUGUCUGUGGUAAAGUGUUCACUACAAAAGGGAAUAUGCAUAAACACAUGAGAAUGCAUACGGGAGACAACCCCUUUAGCUGCUCUGUUUGUGGCAAAGGGUUUUCAUACAGAGGCGAUAUGAAGACACACAUGCGAACCCACACUGGAGAGAAGCCCUUCACUUGUUCUGUGUGUGGCAAAAGGUUUUCCAAAAUAGGAAACAUGCAUAGCCACAUGAAAACCCAUACAGGAGAGAGACCGUUUUCAUGCCCAGUCUGUGGCAAAGGGUUUGCUCAAAGAGGAAACAUGCAAAGCCACAUGAGAACACAUACAGAAGCAAAACCUUUCAGUUGUCCCGUUUGUGAUGAGGGCUUUUCUUACAAAGGGGAUAUGCAGACCCACAUGAGAACGCACACAGGGGAAGAACCUUUCAGCUGCUCUGUCUGUGAUAAAGCGUUUUCUAAAAGACGGUAUAUGCUAACACACAUGAGAACACACACAAGAGACAAACCUUUUAGUUGUUCGGUCUGUGGUAAGGGGUUUUCUCUCAGAGGAUAUAUGCAGAAACACAUGAGGCUCCACACGGGACACAAACUCAUCAGCUGCCCCGUCUGCGGUAAAUGCUUCAGCAACCACACCAGUCGGAGGAGACACAUGAGAGCCCACACAGGCCAAGACGAGCCGUGA
Messenger RNA from Lampris incognitus (smalleye Pacific opah), 1851 nucleotides. Its product is annotated as gastrula zinc finger protein XlCGF57.1-like. Gene Ontology annotation, biological process: regulation of transcription by RNA polymerase II. The record is from RefSeq and is a predicted model, not a curated record. Lineage: Eukaryota; Metazoa; Chordata; Actinopteri; Lampriformes; Lampridae. Gene Ontology annotation, molecular function: DNA-binding transcription activator activity, RNA polymerase II-specific; RNA polymerase II cis-regulatory region sequence-specific DNA binding. Gene Ontology annotation, cellular component: nucleus. Bases 1 to 1851 code for a protein of 616 amino acids. The transcript is spliced from 2 exons.